GGGUGCGGGGAGCUAGGCGUCUGUUCCGCCCCCAGCUAUCCCCCUGCCCCCUCGACCUCUGGACCUAGACCACCGAGCCUCCCCCACCCCUAUCUCCCUUUCUUUCUGGGAAUUUAGGGAUCCAAGAUGCCCUGAGUCUGGGAGGGGAGGGUCAGAGUAGUAAACACCAGCUGGUAGACCCCAAGUCUGGUGGCACAUCUUGCCCCUUCCUCACUUCCCAUCUCACCUCCCCUCUCCUCCCCCUUUCUCUCCCUACUUAGGUCGUCUAUGGGCCCCCCUGGAGACACCAACUUUCCCUAGCAGCUCACCUGGGCUGAGUCUAUGGGGUUGGGAUGCUGUAAGCGCAGCCUUCACUGACUGGCUCCGAGGUAGACUCCUGGGACUCUCCAUCUGAAUCAAAGAGUUUCUUAGCUGGUCUUCAAACAUAUUGUUACUCCUUUGAUUCUCUGAGAGCCCAGCAGAGAGUAGAGAGAGCAGGGAGCUCAGAAGUGGAGAAAGACUGAAUGCACAUAUCCAGGCGGGGCUGGACUGGUAACAAGAGACAAUUAAUCCCAGGCAAGUGCUACCUGGGCUGACACCUCUGAGGGGUGAAGGCAGAAGGAGCAUUGGCAGCAGAGUGAGUUGCAGGAGUUAGUUGGCCUGUAAGAAGAAGGACAUGGAGUCCCUUGAAGAACUGUCAGAGGAAGAGGCUCCCAAAGAAACCAAAACUUCCUCAUCCCUGCCCAGGAAGCUCACAGUCAAGGAGAUUCUGGCUACCAAGACCCAAAACUACUUUGCUCAGACUAAAAAAACAAAGAAAACCUUGAUGCAGGUUGCCUUCACCAUUGGGCUAGGCAGCAUAUGGCGCUUCCCUUACCUGUGUCAUCGGAACGGAGGAGGCAACUUUAUCCUGAUGUACUUCUUCAUGCUCCUCUUGUUCGGGAUCCCCCUCUUGUACAUGGAGAUGAUCAUGGGGCAUUGGCUGCGUAUGGACAACAUCCGGGUCUGGAAGCAGCUCGUCCCCUGGCUGGGCGGCAUAGGAUACGCUAGCAUAUUGGUGUGCAUCUUGAUAAGCUUGUAUAACAGCAUCAUCAUCACCUGGAGCAUUUCCUACCUGGGCAACUCCUUUGAUAAUUCCUUGCCCUGGAACCAGUGCCCACUGGUGAAGACCAUCAAUGUUACUGACCUCUCUUGCCUUCAGACUGUGUCCCACCAGUACUUCUGGUACCACACCACACUGAGUGCCUCGGGCCACAUUGAGGAAGGGGUAGAGUCCCUGGUCGUGCACCUCACCCUGGGCAUCUUCGCAGCCUGGUGCCUCCUUUUCUUAAUCAUGAUCACAGGGCUAAAGACUCCAAUGCCGAUGCUGAUUUUCACGGUAUUCCUCCCCUACAUCCUCCUCUUCUGCUUCCUCAUCCGAGGUCUCUUCUUGGAGGGUGCAACUGCCAGCCUCAGACAUAUGGUGACCACAGAGUUCUCAUCUUGGGCCUCACUGGACCUGUGGCGUCAGGCAGGAGGCCAUGUACUCUAUUCCUUGGGCCUGGGCAUGGGCAUCACCAUCAGCUUCUCCUCCUACAAGGUUGGAGAAGACAACUAUAUCCAGGUGGCCUCCUUGGUGGCCCUGGUCAACCUGGUGACUUCACUGCUGGCCACAUCCAUCAUCUUUAUAGUGCUGGGGUUCUGGACCAGCACCAGUGGCCACAGCUGUGUUGAGAAAAGCAUCCUGAAGCUGAAGAAUCUGAUAAAAAGGGGUAUGCUGCCUCAGGAUGCCAAGCCUCCAGAAGACAUGCUAUACCUCACCACCCUGGACUACUUGGACUGGAUCAGCAAACUCCCUCAAUACCUCCAAUACCAGGUCAUCCACUUCUCUCCAUCCUGCAGCAUCAAGAUGCAGAAGGAAAAGUUCAUGGAGGGCCCUGGCCUGGCAUUCGUAGCCUUCUCCCAAGUCAUCUCGUUGUUCCCUGGUGCCUCUUUCUGGGCCAUCCUCUUCUUCUUGGCCCUGGUCAUCAUGGGGCUGAGCACCUCGAUACAGAUCUUGGAAGGCAUUGUCUCUCCCCUCCAGAACUCCAUCUCUACCUUCAGGAGGUAUCCUAAGCUGCUCUCAGUGCUCAUCUGCUUGGGAGGUUUUCUGGGCAGCCUCGUCUUCACCAGUCACGCUGGCAGCUACAUAAUGUCCUUGUUUGAUGACUACCUGAUCCCGCUGACCCUCGUCAUCAUUGUGACCUUCCAGAAUGUGGCCCUGGCCUGCAUCUACGGAGCUAGGAGGGUCAGGGAAGAAAUAUUCAGUGAUCUGGGCCGCCUGCUGUGGUCCUUCUUCAUUGUCCUGUGGUGCUAUGUGACCCUGCCCGGGCUGCUGGCCCUGACCACCAUCUACUUCAUGCAGCUCUACCAGAUGGUGCCCCCUUACUACAUUGCCUGGAACAGCAGUAUGAGCCAGGAGGUAAAACAGCCCUACCUGCAGAGCACCCUGGGCUGGGUCACCUUCCUCAGCAUCCUCACCUUGCUGCCGAUCCCAGUCCACCCACUUUACCACUGGUGGUACCUCCAGGACCACAUUGCUUCUGAUCCCCUUGAAAAACUACAGCCCAAGAAGAUGCCUUCGGUGCCUCCCAAGCCCUUACAGUGGCCUAAGCACCACCUGGGGAAGUCCCAGGAGAAAAACAGUGAGAGCUCAUCCAAGCAGCUCAGCCUGCUCCUGGGUAGGGGGCUGAACCUGAACCUCCCCCCAUGGCAGUGCAGCCUGCCUCUGAGUAGGAGCAGUCAGAGCUCUUCCUGGUUGAGCCUGCCUGUCAUUACAUCCCUGACAUCGUCAUUCUCCAGGAGGAGUGUCAGCCUGCCAAUUUCAAGACAGGUGAGCCCCGCCUCGGUAGCCGUAGACAACAGUGAGCUGCACACAGAGACCAAAGAAGACAGAAAGAAUAGACAGAAAUAGACAGAAAUAGACAGAAAUAGACAGAAAGGGAUCCUGGCAGGAUGAGAACUCUGUUCAGUAACUGGUGAAACUACCCAUUUUUUUCCAAGGCACCAAACCUCUCUAAUAACUGGUGGCAUUAGUGUCCAUUUUGCUACAGAAAUAAUUGGUUCAGCUGGAUAGGAGGGGCGGGCACGUGGAAAUUCUGCCUAGCUACCACUCAUUUGGCUUUGGAAGGAAAUGGACAACUCAGGAGCUCUUUAUCUCCUGGAAUAGUACCAAUUCUGCUGAGUGGAACACUCUGCUCUGAGAUUGGAGAAUUCAGAUGAAGAAAUCCACUUAGCCAUUUACAGGGCCGGACCUAGUGCCUCCUUUCUCCUUGUGAGGAGGGAGUACCAUAUUGGUAUCAUGGGAACGAGCUUCAUAGCAAUUUCUAGGACCCAGCCUUCCCAGUUAUCAUGGAGAUACACAGUGUUCACUCCAGACCCCAAACUCCACCACCAAACUGGAUCACUGGGAUGGCUGACUUCUUCAGGGCUAACCUCUCAGAAUGGGCUGGGAUAAUAAUGCUGAGUCAAUAAAUCGAUCCACUUAGACCCCA
Canis lupus familiaris (dog) is the source of this 3491-nucleotide messenger RNA. RefSeq names its product orphan sodium- and chloride-dependent neurotransmitter transporter NTT5-like. The coding region runs from base 656 to 2911 and encodes 751 amino acids. The record is from RefSeq and is a predicted model, not a curated record. Gene Ontology annotation, cellular component: membrane. NCBI's taxonomy places the organism in Eukaryota, Metazoa, Chordata, Mammalia, Carnivora, Canidae. Gene Ontology annotation, biological process: sodium ion transmembrane transport. The transcript has 12 exons.